AUGGAAAUAGAUGAAAAAGAUAAGGAAACACUUAAUGAUCAAUCGUAUUGUUCUCAUCAACAACAAAUAAAUGAAGAGAAAGAUGAGGUCACGCAAGGGGAAAAGCAACCUGUUGAUAAGAUGAUUCUUCUACAUCAGGCAUUAUCACAAGCUAGCGUUACACGAGCUAAACGUUGCAAACAGCAACGAUUAGCACUGUCUGAAAUGAAGAAAUGUGAUAAAAACAACCAAUUGUCAAGUAAUCUAUCGGAAGAAACACUUCAUGAAACUAGUGAAUUCGUCGAGGCGUGUUCAUCGGCAAUCAAAAAUCACAAAUUAUUUCCCAUUGUUGAACUAAUGUCAAAAAAAUGUGAAGCAGCGACCCAAAAUUUCUCAGAAGCAUCAUUCAUGAUGGAUGACGUUUUUCAGCAACUGGCGGAAAUGAUGUCGAAUGGUGAUGGAUCAUUGGGAAAUAGUGAACUUGAUGUAUUUUUAAUCAACUCUAUAAUUAUGCUUCGUUUACACUUGCUAGAAUUGGAAAAAGUUGCUGAAUUAUGCGAUGAUUUCAAAACAAAAUAUUUGCAAACGCUGAGGAAGAAAAUAACUCAGGAAUCCAUGAUUGGAUAUAAUGGUGAUAGCGAUGAUGACUUAUGCAAUUCAUCUCCAGAACUAUCAGAACAGUCGAAAAAUCGAGCAGGACAGCAAACGAUUGCAAUGAUGUCUACAUCGAAAGGAAUGCUUUCCAUACCUCUUUGGAAUGCGAUAUCUUCACAUUCAUCAUCAGUGCAUAGUUCGUUAUCACAUCAAAAAAUUUCAGAAUGUUGUUCAUCUUCCGGCACUCAAAUUGCAGAGAAAAGUGAUGUGCAAGAACCAAUUGAAGAAGAUAACUCAGAUUCGAAACGGAAAACUCAAUUGCCAACUAAAGCUGUCGAACUACUUAAAACUUGGCUCUUUUUGCAUUCUUCCCAUCCUUAUCCGAGUGAAAAAGAAAAAGCGAUGCUAUCACGAGAAACCGGCUUACAAAUGGUUCAAAUCAACAACUGGUUUAUCAAUGCUCGUCGCAGGAUAUUAGUACAAUCGAAAGAAAGCCGUGAUGUGGAUUUCAUUCAAGAACCAAAUUCUAACACUGAUUGCACACUCAUUCCAAAGAGGAUACGUAGGUAA
This is a messenger RNA of Cercopithifilaria johnstoni, 1143 nucleotides long. Lineage: Eukaryota; Metazoa; Nematoda; Chromadorea; Rhabditida; Onchocercidae. The record is from the annotation of a GenBank genome assembly.